GGCGAGCUUAAAACCCAAGCCGUCGUGGCAUAAUCCAAGCUGGCAUGGCGGAGAACGUCCAGGUCUUUUGCCGCGUCCGGCCGCCCAACUCGCGCGAGAUGAUGGGCGGCGCGGCCCGGCGCUGCGUGAGCGCCGACGCCGUCGAGGGCCAGAGCCUCGUGCUGGCCUCGUCGAUGGCGAAGAAGGAGGCGCCCCGCAACUUCUACUUUGACCGCGUCUUUGGCGAGCGUAGCACGCAGGAGCAAGUGUUUGACGUCAUUGGCCGCCCGAUCACGACCGCGUGCCUUGAAGGCUACAAUGGCACGAUCUUCGCCUAUGGCCAAACGGGCAGCGGCAAGACGUUCACGAUGCUGGGCGAAGAAGACCAGCGUGGUCGGCCCAACGUCAACAAGGGCCUCGUGCCACGCGUGCUCGAGUACCUCUUUGAGAAGCGCGACGUGCGCGAUGCGAGCUCCGAGUUUGAGGCCACGUCGACGAUCGAGUACAAGUACAUUUGCUCGUUCCUCGAGAUCUACAACGAGCGCGUCUUUGACUUGCUCGACGGCUCGACGUCCGAGGCCGGCUUGAAUUUGCGCGAGAACCACGUCAAGGGCGUCUUUGUCGAAGGCCUCAAAGAAGCGACCGUCGAGAACGCGCAGCAGGCGACUGAGCUCAUGACGAUCGGCACGCAGAACCGCCACGUCGGCCACACAAGCAUGAACCGCGAGAGCUCGCGCAGCCAUAGUGUCUUCAUCUUGCAGAUCCACUCGAAAGAAACGACGGCAAGCGGCCUCAUCAAGAAGCGCCAAGCCCGCUUCAACCUUGUGGAUUUGGCCGGGUCGGAGCGCCAAAAGAGCACGGAAGCCGCCGGCGAUCGACUCAAGGAGGCCGGCAACAUCAACAAGUCGCUCUCGGCGCUCGGCAAUGUCAUCAUGGCGCUCUCCGAGCAAGCUGUCGGCAAGACCCGCCACGUGCACUACCGGGACUCGAAGCUGACGUACCUUCUCAAGGACUCGCUCGGCGGCAACUCCAAGACGUUCAUGAUCGCGGCCAUCAGCCCGGCCGAAGACUGCAUGAGCGAGACGCACUCGACGCUCAAGUUUGCGCAGCGCGCCAAGAUGAUCAAGAACAACGCGUUCAUCAACGAAGACACGAGCGGCAACAUCUUCCUGCUGCAAGAAGAGAUCAAGCGUCUCCGGCUCCAGCUCCAGCAAGCCGGUGACCCUGGCUCCAACAAUGUGCACCAUGAGCGCGGGUCAUUGGCCAUGGCGUCGUCGCUCCCACCGCUCUACAAUCCAUUCUCCGAGCUCAACGACAACCCUUUGCCGUCGGACUGCGACCCGGCGGUGGACACGCGCUUCCGCGAACUCGAGAAUACACUGUCCAACAUUGUCGACGAGCACUCGAGUCAGAAGCGGUCGCUCGAAGUACUUCAACUGCGCGAGUCGCACUAUCGUGAGCUCUGCGCGCAACUCAAGCGCAAGGGCCUCCAUCUGCGCUUUCUGCUCAAACUCAAAGCCGACAAGGAGACGAACGUCGAGCACAUUGAGCGCAUUCAGCAAGAACUCGAGUACAACCCGAGCGUCGACGCGAUCGAGUGGCGGCUCAAGUACGACGAGAUCGAACGGCUCUACAUGGACCUCCAGGAAGACGUCGCGGCGCACACGCCGUCGCAAAACGCCGACGAAGUCAUGCGGCUGCAGCACAUGCAUUUUGAAGUCGCCAAGCAGCUCUCGCUUGUCAUCAAGGACAAGCACGCACUCCAAGUGCGCAUCGGCGGCAGCGUUCUCGAUGAGCGAAUGGACGCCGAGCCAAGUCUCGAGUGGGAGGCCAAGGUGGCGCAAGCGCAGGCGCUGCAGAGCCUCGCCGAAGACGAACGCGCCAAGACCAUGCUCGAGACGCUCAUGCUCCGGGAAAAAGUCCGCAGCCACGAGACGAAGCUCGCGCUCCAGCAGGAUUUGCUCUCGGACUUUGAGCACCAGAUUCGCGUACUCCAAGAGGUCCACAUGGCCGAACGUACGAGUCGGGAGGCGGCGUCGUCGGCGCAACAACGCGCGCACGACGACGCCCUCCAUGCGCUCCAGACGCAACAUUUGGCGUGCGAGUAUGCGAUGACGACGAUGCGCCAGCAACUGAGCGGCGCCGAGGCGCAAGCGGCGCAGUGGGCCGAGCGGGAAGCGCACUGGGCUACCCAGGUCGCGACCGCCGAAGGCAAUAUCCGCGACCUCACGGCGCAGGUCCGCACGUUCUCGGAAGAGUCGCACGACAUGCACGAGAAGGUCCAAGCCGCCGCCGCGCGCGAGACGACGCUGCAGGCAACCGUCGCGGCGCUCCAAGUGUCGUUGCAAGCGCACGCAGCCGCCAGCGACCACGCAACGGCCUCGUUGGAAGCCCAAGUGCACGAACUCACGGCGCGCAUUGACGAGCUCAUGCGCAUCAAGACGGACCUGGAGGCGACCGCGCAUGCGAGUAUCGAGGCGCUGGAAGCCAAAGAAGACGCGUACCAAGCGACGCUCGGCGCGGUCGAGCAGCUCACGUUUGACUUGGCCGAGACCAAGGCCGCCCACGACGCCCACGCGGCGGAGAGUGCGGAUGCCCUGGCCGCCGAGCUUACUCAUCGCGAGACCGAGGUCGCUGCCAUGACGGCAGCAAUCAACGAGCUCCACACCAAGCUCGCUUCGGCCAACGAAGGGCUUGCGGACCUCGUCGCGCAGGUGGCCGCGCUGGAAGCUGCCAAAGCUGACGUCGAGGCAGCGCUGAAAGAGUGGCAACUGCAAGCGGCGGAUGCCGAGACCACUGUCGCCUCGCUACGUGAUGAGCUUGAGGCCAAGGACGACGCGCUGCAGGCGACCAUUGGCGACGUCGAGCGGCUAACGCACGAGCUCGCGCAAGCGGCCGUCGCCCACGGCACGGUCGAAGCAAACCUCGUCGCAGAGCAAACCGACAAGGCAGCGCAAGUGACGGCGCUCCAGGCGAUGCUCGACGCCAAGGUCCGCGAACGCGAUGCACUGCAAGAGGACAAGGUCGCGCUGGAGGCGGCAAUGGCCGAGCUCUCGGCUGCCCGCGCUGCCGACGCGGCCGCGUUUGAAGCCAAGCUCACCGAGACCCGCGAGGCCAGUGACGUGCAAGAAGACAAGCUCCAAGCGGCGCUCGGUGACAUUGAGCGCCUCCAGUACGAAGCAUCCGAAGCUUCCAAGCUCUACGCGGCGCUUCAGGCAUCGUACGACGCGAUGACUGCGGAGAAGACGGCCCUCGAGGCGUCGGUGGCGGCGCUGCAGAUGCACGUGCGCGACCUAGAGACGUCCAAGGCGUCGCUGGAGACGGCGUUGGCCUCGUCGACGACGGCGGCAGCUGCGGAUCGCGCGUCGUUCGAAUCGCAGCUCGAGACGGCGUCUGCCGAGCAGGCGGCGCUGGCGCAAGAGCACCGGGAGGCCAUUGCGGCGGUCGAAGCCUUGCUCGAAAGCGCCCGCAGUGACCUCGAUGCCAAGGAAGAUGCGCUGCAAGAGGUCCUUGGCAACGUCGAACGGCUCGAGUUUGAGCUCGAAACGAUGAGCGAAGCGCGGACGGCGGUCGAGAAGGACCUCGCGACGACGCAGAUGACGCUCGAAGCGACGGUCGCUGCCAUGGCGGCCAAGGAAGCCGACCUCGCGGCCGUGCGGUCGGCGCUCGAAGACGCGCAAGGCGAAACGAUUGUCGUCAACAACCUCUUGCAGCAGUCGCACGAUGAAAAGAGCGCGCUCAAGACGCAGUCGAGUGCGCGGGAGGAAGCGCUGGUCGCCGACGUUGCCGCGCUAACGGCCAAGGUGGCCGACGCGAAUACGUACAACGAUGUGCUGCGGUCGACGCUGCAGCUCGACAAGGACGAGUUCACAGCCCAGAUCAAGACACUCGAAGAGUCGUUGGCGGCCGCAACGGCCAAGGUGCCGCCGCUGGUGGCCGAGGUCGCCGCACUCAAAAAGGAGGCCGAGGCGAGCUCGGCGAGCGGUCUCGCAGCGCUCAAGGACAAGCUGCGCGAGGACACGGCCAAGCUCGCGGCCGACCGGAAGCACUGGAAGUACAAGAACGAAUCGCUCAUGCUCAAGGCGAUCGAGAACGAAUAUGCGAUGAACCAAGCGAAACGUGAGAACGAGCGACUGCUUGAGGACAUGGCCGAGCUGCACGCCCGGCUCGACGCUCUCAACGAUGAGAAGGACAAGCUUGUGGGCCACCACAAUGCGAAGCAGAAGAUCCAGCACCACGCCAAGAUGAAGGAAGACGUCAACCGUCUCCAGGCCGAGCUCCGCGCGGCGACUGAUGAGAACUUCAAGCUCAAGAAGCGCAUCGAGAAGCUUGAGGUGCUUGUCGCACCGGAUACGGACAUGGCCGCCGCGCUCGGGAGUCCGCUCAAGCGGCAAAAGUCCCUCAACAUGAUGCCCGCCGAGUCGCCCAUGCGUGGCAAGCGGCCGCGUCCCUAGUCGCGUCGUCUUUGAAUCUUUGCCUCUAAUAUCUAUAUCUCGUUCCUGGCUUGCGUGGUAGAGCAUUACGCACUAGCAUGUCGUCAGGUGGU
Messenger RNA from Saprolegnia diclina VS20, 4525 nucleotides. Its product is annotated as kinesin family member 15. The transcript has 2 exons. The coding region runs from base 45 to 4433 and encodes 1462 amino acids. The record is from RefSeq and is a predicted model, not a curated record. Gene Ontology annotation, biological process: microtubule-based movement. Gene Ontology annotation, molecular function: microtubule binding; ATP binding; microtubule motor activity. NCBI's taxonomy places the organism in Eukaryota, Oomycota, Saprolegniomycetes, Saprolegniales, Saprolegniaceae.